Molecule: messenger RNA, 1680 nt
Organism: Rattus rattus (black rat)
Lineage: Eukaryota; Metazoa; Chordata; Mammalia; Rodentia; Muridae
Gene: Treml2
Product: triggering receptor expressed on myeloid cells like 2
Exons: 5
Coding region: 1-993 (330 amino acids)
Biological process (GO): T cell activation
Cellular component (GO): cell surface
Molecular function (GO): signaling receptor activity
Source: RefSeq, a predicted model, not a curated record
AUGGCGCCAUGGCCUCUUACGUUCCUGUUGUUCCUGCUGCUGCUACUAUGGCUACAGGGCUGUGACUCAGGUUCCUCCAGUGAGAAACUGUACAGGAAAGUGCAACGUCGUGAAGGGGAGACUCUGUCUGUGCAGUGCUCCUACAAGAACCGCCGGAACCUCGUCGAGGCCAAGUCUUGGUGCAAAGUCAAGAGGAAGAAGUGCGAGCACAGCUUCACCCGGAGCUGGGUGAGGGGUCCGAGCUACUCUAUGCGGGAUGACACCAAGGCCAAGGUAGUCCGCAUCACCAUGGAGGCUCUCAGGGUCCAGGACUCCGGGCGAUAUUGGUGUAUGCGGAACACGGCUGGUAAUCUCUACCCCUUGGUGGGUUUCCAGCUGGAAGUGUAUCCAGCCCUCACCACGGAGAGAAACGUUCCUCCCACACAUCUUACCAAUACCCUCAAGGAUGGAUUUGCUAACACUCCCAUGGAUGAAUUUGUCACAACCAGCCAAGUCCACAUGUCAGACGCUGGUGACCCUUUCACAACUAAUGUGACGGUGUUCUCAUCUGGACUCCACACCUUGGCCUCAGGGACCACGGCGCCAACCCCUGUGACACGCUACAGUUUCGCCGAUACCAGCGGUACUAUUACAGAGCCUGAGAGGAGCACAGAGUCCCAGCCGGCAACUGUGACUCCUAGCCAUACAAGACCCUUCUUGGCUGAUUCAGUAACCACCUCCACCAUGACCAGACACCAGAGUAGCAGCUUGUCUACCACGGGGACGUGCCACCAGUUAACCCCCAACAGGUCCCAGGAGACUCACAGAUCUGUGAUGGUGGUGGUGCUGACAUUUCUUCCAGCACCUAUGCUGCUGGUCGUAGCCUAUGGGUUUUGGAAGAAGAGACACAUGGGAAGAUACAACUUGGACAGCAACUAUGCUAAAUCCUGGCUACACCUUCCUGAAAGACCAGAGACACUCUGGAAGCCUGCUUGCUCUAAGAUAACUCAGUGAGCUCGGAAUCUGUUUCCAGUGGGCUCAGAAGGCUGAAAGAGGACCAAAGACGAGGCAAUGGCCCUGGGGCAGGAGGACAGUGGAGCUACCUUCCCUUUACCCAUGGUCACUAUGUCCCCAGCUCCCUCUGUUCACUUCAAACACCUCUUACGUUUGGAGACAAGAAUCAGGUCUCAGGAGACCCGCCCAGAGCAGCCAGUGUUUCUAGAGUCCUGUUGUGGAUGAGAAGAAACAAAGACUAGGACCUCGGCCACAGAAGAAUUGGUACAGGAGGUCCCAGAGCUGACCAAGGCCACAUGUCUCCUGAUGUUCCCUGACUGUGACUGCUGGUCCCUUCUGACCUGGGAGCCUACAGGUCACACUUGUUCCUACUUGUUUCCUGCCUGCCAUCCCUUUCAGGACCAUGACAGUCUUCAGCUACAAGGGCCAUCCUCUCUCUCCCAAGAUCAAGGCAAAGCCUGGGUUUCCCCACUCGAGUUCCUGCUCCAUGCGUCAACGAUGAGCUCAUGGGGGAGACUGAGGGUGGAGACUCAACCAUGGGUGUUUAGCCUCAUCUAGAGGGCACCAUUCUCAAGACACUGGGGUUGGCCAUGGACUAAAGCAAGGCCACUUCUGAGAGAAGGGCUCAUGGAGCUGCCCCUGCUUAAAACAGCAGGAGAGAUAGAAGUGGAGCAGGAGAAUGACAAG